UGGAACGCCGUUUGUAGCAGCGAAAACAGACACCCCUUUUUUCUUUCGCACCCCUCUUUGUCUCGUUGUCUGCUUUAGUCGUCUGCUAACCGUUGCCAGUAUCUCCCUUUUACUUAAUUUUCAUAUAUUUGUGAACAAAACAACACCAGCCCACACAGCUGACUGCUCAGGGCUCACAACAGUCGGAAGCCAUUCACCGAGCCAUUCACGUGCUCAUUGUAAUUAUCAGAAGGAGCAUGCAGUUUUAAUUGCGACUACGAAGUCUUCCUAUCCUAGAAGUAAAAUGAGCUGGAAGAAAGAUACUUUAGUUCGUAUGGUGAUCAAGUUACCCACGUGUGGAACAUUGCUAAACAUGCCACUUCAGCUGGAUUUUGUUGAACGCCUUAUCGACAAUGAAGAAGAACAUAAGAAAUUUGUUUUGCUUUGCGAAAGGCAGUUCAAUGCUGGUGUUCCUUCUCACACCAUUUAUGAAAUAAAAAAGCCAGAUGAACAAAGUUAUUCGAAGAAUAACUCAGAAAUAGAUUCUGAAAUGGAGGAAUUUGAUAGGAGAAUCACAUCGCUCAGUAAACUUUCUUCAGAUGAAGACAUUAUUGUGCAAAUAUCAGAUGAUGAAAAAGAAAGUGAAGAAAAAGUGAAUUCAAGACUCAAUCUGUCCACGUCUUUGUCUCCUUACUCAUUAAAUGAAUCACUUGAUGAACAACUUCACACAAAUUCUAGAUCUGCAUCUCCACAAACAGAUGAAACAAGAAAGAAGAAAGAUGCUAAGGAAGAAACAAAGAAAGUUAUCUGGGCAAGCUAACAGAGUGUCAUCCCAAACAAGGCAUUCGAAAAGCUGUUU
Molecule: messenger RNA, 838 nt
Organism: Daphnia pulicaria
Lineage: Eukaryota; Metazoa; Arthropoda; Branchiopoda; Diplostraca; Daphniidae
Exons: 4
Coding region: 284-799 (171 amino acids)
Source: RefSeq, a predicted model, not a curated record